GGCGUUUUUUUUUCCUGGAGAAGGUUGGCCCUGCUGCUGUUGGGGUGACGGCGCUGUCUCGCUGUUUGUCGGGCGAAGGGGAACUUAACGGCGGCUACGGGUGUGGCUUCAAACGUGAUAAAUCUCAACGCGGGGGAAAGAAUGCGUAGCGGCAAUAGGGAUUUAAACAAAAAAAAGAUAUAAAGCAGCAAAGAUAAAUAUCCUCUGAAAAGUGGUUAGUGUGUGUCCGGUAGCCUAACUGACAGCAGGAAUCCGUGUGCUCGGUUUUCAACAGCUGGAAUACUUUUUUUUUGGUGCUGAAUUUCGUGGGCCGUUUUCGUGUGUUUAACCUGCUCCGAUGGUCUGCUGUGGGAACUACCGAAUUAGCUAAAAGUCAACCGUCCCCAAAAAGUUGCUCAAGCCUUUUUUGUUCGGUCUGGAAAACUUCUCCACUCUCAUAAGAAACCACCAAUGCUGACCAACUGACUGAACAACCGACGAGUCUCGGGGCAUUAGUUAGACGUCAGAAACCCAAGUUCACAUCGCAGAAAAAAAUCGUUUGUUUUUAUGAUUUGCGCUCCCUCUCGCGACUGAACGGACUCCGUCACGUUUGUCGCCAGUCAUCAAAAAGGGAAGUCGCCUUACUCAACUUCAGCCCUUGUUUUUAAAAUAAGGGUUUUCGGCCGUAUUUUUUUUUUCUUAGGUGAUAUUUUCCCACUAAGCAGCAGUCCUGAAGCGUGCACUAGGAACCAUGGGUUGUACAGUUAGUCAGGAAGAUAAAGCGGCGGCCGAGAGGUCUAAAAUGAUUGAUAAAAACCUGAGAGAAGAUGGAGAGAAAGCCGCGAGGGAAGUGAAACUGCUUCUGCUGGGUGCUGGAGAGUCGGGGAAGAGCACCAUUGUGAAGCAGAUGAAGAUUAUCCAUGAGGAUGGAUACUCAGAAGAUGAGUGCAAGCAGUACAGAGCAGUUGUCUACAGCAACACAAUCCAGUCCAUUAUGGCCAUCAUCAAAGCCAUGGCCAACCUUAAGAUCGACUAUGAGGAACCUACUAGAGCGGAUGAUGCCCGCCAACUGUUUGCCCUGUCAGGAGCAGCAGAGGAGCAGGGCAUCCUGCCAGAAGACCUGUCCAACGUCAUCCAGCGACUGUGGGCUGACGGAGGCGUCCAGAGCUGCUUCACACGGGCCCGAGAGUACCAGCUCAAUGACUCUGCGGCCUAUUACCUAAAUGACCUGGAGAGGAUAGCCAAGCCAGAUUACAUCCCCACACAGCAAGAUGUGCUGCGGACCCGAGUGAAGACCACCGGCAUUGUGGAAACACAUUUCACCUUCAAGGACCUGCACUUCAAGAUGUUUGAUGUUGGAGGCCAGCGGUCAGAAAGGAAGAAGUGGAUCCACUGCUUCGAGGGCGUCACAGCUAUCAUCUUCUGUGUAGCCAUGAGCGCUUACGACCUGGUCCUGGCUGAGGAUGAGGAGAUGAAUCGGAUGCAUGAGAGCAUGAAGCUGUUUGACUCCAUCUGCAACAACAAGUGGUUCACAGAGACGUCCAUCAUCCUGUUCCUCAACAAGAAGGACCUGUUCGAGGAGAAGAUCGCACACAGCCCUCUGACCAUCUGCUUCCCUGAGUACACUGGCCCUAACAAGUACGAGGAGGCCCAGGCUUACAUCCAGACCAAAUUUGAGGACCUGAACAAGAAGAAGAACACCAAGGAAAUCUACACCCACUUCACCUGCGCCACCGACACCAAGAACGUGCAGUUUGUGUUCGAUGCCGUCACUGACGUCAUCAUCAAGAACAACCUGAAGGACUGUGGCCUCUUCUAAAAAAAAAAAAAACAUGUCUGAGAGUCAAGGUGAGAUUACUUGAACAGUUCCGGUGACCAUAAAGAUAGGGGAAUAUACACACAUCAUGACUGCACUGGCCAACCACAAUUUCUGCUUUGAUCUGCUUUUUAUAAAGACACCUAAGAGACUGAAAACCUGACGAGCCUUGUGGAAUUUCAACGAUUGCUGAUCCAGUCACUCGUAUUGUUAACUCUUUGGGUUAUGACCACAAAAAUCAACAUUUAUUAUUGUAUUUUUGUUCUUCUUUUUUUUUCAAUUACUAGAGGAGGCAAAGGAAAAUGUUUUUAUAUAAAUGCAUUCAUUUUACUUUUAGAAAUUCUGAUGUGCAAAUUAUUCAACUUUUAAUCACAUGAAGCUUAUUUUUUAAGAGAUGAAGCACAGGCAUGGACUUAAAAUAUGAUUGAUAAAGGAAAGUGCUUUUGUUUUGUUUUAUAAUGUUUACAUAAGUUUAUCAUUCUUAGCCAAACCGUAUAUAUUGUUCUGCAUGGCUCAACAUGGCAAAUAUUAGCUCUGUAAUCUGCACAAAUGAUCUUAACAUUCCUACAAAAUGAAAAUAAAAAAUAUUAAAAUGUUGAAAAGAAGAAAAAAAAAAGCUUCACAUGAAAGCUUCACAUGCAGGGGGAAAUGGUGGUAAAAAUCUAACUGAUAUUUAAAGUGUGUGUACCUAACAUUCUCUCAACUUUUAUAGUAACAUUUCCAUGUCUGUUGCAGUAUGUUUGUGCCUUGACUUCUGUUUACAACCAAUUCCUAGAUAUGCUUUCAGUACUGUUUGACCUACUGUGCGCCUAUAUUUUUCUUCCAUUUUCUGCCUAGCACCUACGAAUACAUAGUGAUUAUUAAUGAGAGACGAAAAUCUAAUUCAGAAAAAGCUUAGUGUUUUUGGUAAAUAUUAAAAUGCUUUAAAAGUCCUAUAUGAUUUAAUUUAAAUAAAGUAGAGAUCACCUGACUCUUGCACAUUG
Molecule: messenger RNA, 2778 nt
Organism: Siniperca chuatsi (mandarin fish)
Lineage: Eukaryota; Metazoa; Chordata; Actinopteri; Centrarchiformes; Sinipercidae
Product: guanine nucleotide-binding protein G(i) subunit alpha-2
Exons: 9
Coding region: 731-1798 (355 amino acids)
Biological process (GO): gamma-aminobutyric acid signaling pathway; adenylate cyclase-modulating G protein-coupled receptor signaling pathway
Cellular component (GO): heterotrimeric G-protein complex
Molecular function (GO): G-protein beta/gamma-subunit complex binding; GTPase activity; GTP binding
Source: RefSeq, a predicted model, not a curated record